Messenger RNA from Cottoperca gobio, 7416 nucleotides. Its product is annotated as NHS-like protein 1. The record is from RefSeq and is a predicted model, not a curated record. NCBI's taxonomy places the organism in Eukaryota, Metazoa, Chordata, Actinopteri, Perciformes, Bovichtidae. Gene Ontology annotation, biological process: cell differentiation.
UUCCCCUACUUUUCCUUGUGUUUUUUUCUUUUCUAUUCAGCUUGCACUCUGUCUAGUUGAAUUUGAAUAGACUUUGGGAGGCAACGUCUCCAGUGUACAGCAGCACAAAGUCCCAUGCUUUGAAAAACCAAAAUAUGGCGGGAUUGAAUGAUUAUACUGUUUAGCAAAUUAUAGCAGGACGGCGAUGCGUCUUGGAUUUGUUUUAGAGCUGUAAGGUUUUUGCGCGAACAGUUUUCGGUCCGUCUGGAGUUAAUGGUAUGAAAUAAAUAUGCCCUUUCAUCAAAGGAGUGUUGAGCCGCGGCUUGUUAGUAGGUUAUCGGCGUGGGAUGGCUGGAUACCGAGGGAAGAAACCGGGAGAGGCAAACUGCGAAAACCCGUUUUAUUCUCGUCAUUGGAUGAGGUUGGCUGUCAUACACUUACCAACAUAAUUUACCAACUUUCCGACCUUUCCCGACAUGCCAGCGACAUCUUCCUGGGCAUCGAGAUGGAGGCAGGGAUGGUGUUCAGAAGAUCCUGCAGGAUCCAGGGGCGGCUGCAAAGGCUGCAGGGAGAAAUCCGCAAGUUUGAUCCCAAGAAAAUCAAAAUCCCGGUGUCUAACCUGGAUGAGGAAAGCAAAUGGACGGUUCAUUACACAGCUCCGUGGCACCAGCAGGAGAACGUCUUCCUACCAGGCAGCAGGCCGCCCUGCGUAGAGGACCUCCACCGUCAGGCCAAAGUCAACCUCAAGACCGCCCUGCGAGAAUGCGACAAGUUGAGGAAAGAUGGUUUCCGGAGCUCUCAGUACUACUCUCAGGGUCCCACCUUUUCUGACCCAUUACAGUCCACCAGCAGCCUGCAGGAUGAAGAGGAGGAUGACAAUGAUAAGAAGUCCACAGCUUCAUCAGCGGAGGACGACAAAUCUCAGCUCUCCAUGAGGCCUCAGACCCCGCAGGGAGGGGUUGAAGGAGGGGAGGUGUACGAAGUUGACGGACGCAUUAUAUGGAACAAGGGCGCACCCCUCCCCACCCCAGAGGAGAAGAUGAGGCUGGCGGCUCGGGCCGUGCCCACAGACAUAGUUGCCAUCAACGUCACAGGGGCAGUGUUUGACCGUCAGGCGAGCAUCCGGCGCUCCCUCAUUAACACUGACACCGUGUCCCGCCGCCCCAAGAAGGUCAAACGCAGAAAGACUAUAUCAGGGCUGCCCGACAACUUCAACCAUGAGCUAGCAGCAAAAGGACACGGCGGAGAGCUCCGGCCGCAUUCCAUGUUUAUCCCGGGACAGUACUCCACCUUGGGCAGAGUUGGGAGCGUCAACUCAACUCUCCGACGUUCAGACACCAGAGACUCCGGCUGCCAGACGGAAGAAGUAAAGGUUGUACCCCCUUCCAUGAGGAGAAUCCGAGCUCAGAGAGGACAGGGUAUCGCUGCUCAGAUGGCCGGCAUUUCUACUUCCUCCUCAACAGGAAGUAUAUCCAUCUCUAGUAGUGACAGCUCGGGGAUCUUGAUGCUGCCUCAGUUUAACAGAGAUCCAUCCCGUUUUCACAGUCUGCCUCGACAAGGCGCCAGGGUGUCCCUCAGUGCUGACCCCAUCUAUAGCAGCACCCCUAUAAAGUCAGAGGAGCAAACUACACUUCAGAGGCAGAUUGGAAAGCUUAAGGUUGACGAUACAGUGGUGCACAUGAGAAAUGCCCCAAGGACAGGCACCCUGCCCAGGCCCAAGUCUCAGGAGGUUCGAGGGACGAAGGCUAGUGAUUGGGGUGGUGGCCCAGCAUGUGUGGUCUCCCCACAUGCAGCCUAUUCCACCUCAUUCAUCCCCAAUGCCACCCUGUCUAGCUCCUCUGAGGUCAUUACCCUGAACACCUCCAAUCAGCUCCCCCACUUCCCAGGCUCAGCUUACUUCACAGCUCGAUCGCUCAGUCUGGCUUCCUCCACCAACACUGACCUCAUGACCUCCAGUCCAACAUCCUUUACCCACAGCUCCACCUGUCCAGCCUUGGCCACUUCGACCCCGACUCACACAUCAAAGGAUGGCGGUCUGGUAGUCGCAGCAACUGCUAGUGAGUCAGGGCACUCAGACAGCAGUAUGCACAGCCACAGCACAUUGGCAGCCACGCCCCCAUCCGGUCUGCCAGAGGAACAGUGGAUCUACGACACGCCAGAAAACGUGGUGGUUCCACACCGCACUAUGACCUCCAGCUGCUCCACUCCUAUAAACCAGCUGUAUAGCAGCCUGGAACACUCUUCCAGGACAACUACUGACUCCAGCUCCCUCUAUUCCCAAGACAAUGAUGGAUACUACACCUCCAUGCACCUGGACUCAGGUCUGCGCUCUCGCAGCCAUAGCAGUGGGCAUGGUGUAGCGCCUGCACGGACCACCAGGCACAGCAUGUACGAGUGCCGGGAGAUGGCCAAUCAGGAAGACUCUGGAAGCUUGUACAGCGAUCGCUCGCUGUCCCGCAGCAUCUCUUUCCGCAAGGCCAAGAAGCCUCCGCUGCCCCCAGCUCGCACAGACUCUCUUAGACGCAAGACUUCUGCAAAAAAGCCCCUUGGAGGUGUUAGUGCCAUCAGCGGUGCUAACGAGCCAAAUGGAGCCAUGCUCAAUGAGACUCUAAUUGCCAGCUUGCAGCAGAGCCUGCAGAUGGGGCUGAGAGGCGGGAAAGGAAAAGGGGCUUCACCUUCUUCGCCCUCUCACAGCCCGAGCAGUGACUAUGAUGACCCUUGGGUGCUGCGGCCACGAAGUCAGAGUAGCACCAGUGCGUGUAGCUCUGCAGCAUCACUAGUAGCUAACGCCAACUGUGGCGGUGGGUCUAACGUAUACUCGCUCUGCCAUGUGACGCCUGCUCACAGUGACACCAGCAGCUUGCGCUCAGACUAUGCUGAUUCCUGGGGCUACUACAUGGACUACCCUCGUAACCAUGGAGACCAGAGGUCACAGUCCCCUCCGGCCCACGCCCCAAAUAACAUGUCUGCUGGGGCUCACCCAAGAGAAUUACUGAAUGGAGGUGAGAUUCUCAACAGCAACCAGGCCCCUGGAGCUCCAGGCCAGGAGGGAGGGGUGGCAGUGAAGCCCAAAAUGUCCACCUCCUCACCAGACCGGGUGCACAGGCUAACCUCCCCAUCUAGCGGCUACUCUAGCCAGUCCAACACCCCAACAGCUGGAACCCCUGUGCCGUCGUUCGUCAGGUCCAUGUCUCCCUCGGGCAGCCGGCCCAAGCCCAGAGUGCCCGAGAGAAAGUCAUCUCUCCUCUCCUCUGUCUCAAUGUCCUCCUCUUCCACCUCCCUUUCCUCCAACACCUCAGACUCACUUAAAAGCUCCGGACCUCCUCCUCCACCACCUCCACCCUUGCCCUUCCCCUCCUCAACUCCCACCACCCCUCUUAGCCCACCUCCAUCCUUUCCUCCCCCUCUUCCACCAUGUUCCAGUGCAGGCACUCCACCAGCUCCCCUGUUACCAACCACUCCACAGGGUCAAACUCUGAGCCCUCCCUCUGCUUGCUCCACCUCCCCAGAAUUUCCUCCUCCUCCAUCCCCUGAAAUGUUAAUCCCCUCCAGUUCAUCUUUCAAUGGGAGCUUCAGUCCUCCCCCUCCACCUCCCCCUCCUGUCCCCUCCAUGGGGCCCCCUCCACCUCCUCCACUGCCUGCUUUUAUCCCACCUUCCUCCUCCCCAUCUUUUGUGAAGGCAGUGAAAGAUGCCCCUAAAUCAGCUCUUUCCAACAGCCCAACAAAGUCACCUAAUCCCCUGAUCACCCCAUUUGCCCUGCAGAGCGUUCAGCUCCGUUCGGUUAAACGACCAGAGAAGGAGAUUAACGGAAAAUCAGACCACACCAAAGCUCAGGAAACAGGGGUGGACCUCCUUCAGGGUCUAAAGCCCCUGGAGAAGUCUCACUUCCUGGAUCAUCCCACUGUGAUACAUCUGUCAAACUGCUCCCCAGAAGAAGAUUCACGUAACUCCUCACCAUCGCCUGUGUCAAAGCUCUUAGAAGACUUGUCUUUAGAACUCAGUAUCACAGAUGACACGCCAGAUAGUGCUGUCAUAAAUGGAAAACCCGAAGAUCAGAGAUGCUUUCUUUUAAACAACAAAGAUAAAGUUGAAAGACGGGAAUCAUUGCCUAGUCCCCCACAGAGCUCCCAAAGCUCUCCUGUUAGACAGAAGCCCCCAGUUGUCUCCAAGAAACCCAAAAUAUCUCUUCUCCAACAUUUUAGCCCCCAUCCAAUUAAUAAACAGCUUCCAUCUCAGCAUGAGGAUACACCCAGCCUGCCACAGACAGAAGACCAAGUAGAUGCGCCGCAAAGACAAAUAAAGAGAGAGAGAAAAAGUGAGCAACAGGAGGAAGAGGAAACUUUAGAGAGCUUCGAGCUUUUAGCAGAGAGCUAUGAAACAUCCAUAGCAUCCCAGGAUGAGUCCUACAUGUCUGCUUCUGCCAGCCAGUCAAGUCUUGACCAUGGACUGUAUACCAAUGGAGAGGCUCAUGAGGAGGAAGAUGAGGAGGGAGAUGGAACAAGUAGCACGACUGGAUCCAUCAGCUCCAAGGAAGAAGAUACUGGUGAGGUGUUCUACUCCAGUACGGCUGAAUCGUCUCCGGCCCGGUCAGCCAACAGGGCCUCCGAGGAGAACAUGGUGACCCCGACUGCCACGCGGCCCCGAACCACCGAGGACCUUUUUGCCGCCAUUCACAGAGGGGGCAUGCAGAGGGUGGGUGCAUCCUUUCUAGAGAGGUCGAAGCGCAAGGUCCUGGGUCGUAAGGAGUCUGAGGAGGACAAGUCCCGGACUGGGGGCCAACCCGAUUCUCCACCCGCCACCCCAACAGCCGGGUCCCCGGGGAUAGUGUCUCCAGGGAUGGUGUACCCAGGGAUGAUGUCUCCAGGCACGGUAUCCCCAGGGAUGAUGUCUCCAGGCACGGUUUCUCCAGGGAUGGUGUCUCCAGGCACGGUGUCCCCAGGCCCAACGUCCUCCUUGCCCCGCCAGACAGGCUCCAUCCAGCGCAACCUCCGCAAGUCGGCCACCAGCAGCGACACCUUCAAGGCGCUUCUUCUAAAGAAGGGCAGCCGCUCGGAGACCAGCUUCAGGAUGUCGGCCACCGAGAUGCUUCGCUCCACUGACCCUCGCUCCCAGAGAACAUACUCCGAGUCAGCGUUGGACUCCCCCGCUGCUUCACCCUCCUCACUGUCGUCGCCAAACAGCCCCUGCACCUCCCCCGGCCGCGGUAACAGGGCAAUGCAUGAGUGGAGCCGCUACGAGGCCUUGGCUCUGUCCUCGCCGACUUCAUCGUCCUUUUCAUUGAGCGGGUUAAAGUACGGGCGCUCACGCACGCCGCCCUCUGCUGCCAGCAGCAAAUACAACGCACGCAACCGAAUCCUCAGCAGCCCAAUGACCGUAAUCUGUGAGCGUGAGGGGGAGCUGGCUGAGAGUGAGUACGGAGACACUGCAGAAAGUCUGUCCCGCGGACCUACGGCUCAGACGCUCCCUGUACUCAAUAACUCUAACGGCACUUUAUCUGAAGAGAGCAGAAGUUAAAGAGCAAGGACCGCCCCUUAGAUACAGGGAGCUGAACUCGUCAUAACCAGGUAGGAGGCAGGAAGAGGAGCCAAUAGAAGGCCCUCUAAAUCACCUUCCUGAGCCCCACCCCCUCGGCGCUGCCUCUGAGGGAGUGGGCAUGUUGUCGGGUCCUGAUGUGAGGUCAGAGGUCGCCCCGUCAUGGACCGGGCUGAACUUAGUCUGAAGUGGAGAACCGGUUCUGCUGCAGCUUUUCAAGACUCCCAUGACUCUCACUCUGUUCUUCGUUUGGUGACUCACCCUUUGUGUUAAAAGAAUUGUGUUUCUUUUACGCCUGGUGUUCUUCGUUUGUUUUCCAUUUGUUUUGCUGUUGUUUUUUUUUUACUUUAUCUUGUUCUUAACACACACAUGACCCUUUUAGUUUCUUUGAAGGACAAGGUUAAGACGGUAAACUAAGGUGAAGUGAAGGAAUUGAAAAGUCACAAGUUGUGACUGCUGUUGUGCUACGUAGCUUGGCAGUUGGAAAGAGUGGAACGUAGACUCUCGCCUUGUGAAUCUUCUCAGCUUUUGCUUCUCUUCUGUUGGCUUUGGAAAGUGUUUGAGAGCACCACGGUUUGCAAGUGUUGGCUUCAAACAGCCCAUAAUAUUGUGGAAAGAACCAGAGGAAGUGGUACAUCAGAGAGCUCCACGGUACAACUUCAGCUGCGGUGAUCGGCAGGUUUUGCUUUCUGCUCUUAGGUCAGAGGUUUAGUUUGCAGAGCUGGUUUGUUCAGUGGCUCAUAGGAAGUGCAGAGCGCUCAGUGCUGUCACCUAGUGACGGCCAGGAAGUAACAACAGUCGAGUAUAAAAAGACUCAAUCAAAACAGCAAAUUUACUUUAUAUAAAAAGGCUCAUAAAACCUCUUUUAAUUCAAUUUUAGUUUGUAGAUUUUGCACUGUGCAUAGGUCUUUUUCUUUGUUUGUGACUUUAAAAAUAUGUUUUAAAGAUUGUUUUAAUAAACAAGUGAUGUUAUGACUUGUGUUCAGAAGUUCAGUAUGAAUCUAUAAAUGUAAAGAAAGACAUUGGAGAAGAAAAAAAACCUUAUUUUACUGUCGGGAGUCUUGAAGUGAUCGUGUUGGUUACCAAAGUGCUGAAAAUGAUCUGGAAGUGAACACAAUCUGAGCGUGGGUCCGCUGGUCUGCACACGGUCCAGCCCUCUAACUUUGCUGAGACCUAGAAGCUUUUUAGGGCUUAAAUGAUUUCGAUCAUGCUGUUGACCUUUCUGCUAAGUUUAUCCUUUUGCAGUUUUAUAUGAUUCUGUAUGUAAAUACAUAGAGAAAGGAGUUUUAAGUAACAUUUUGACUUAUUUUCAAAGACUGUACAUUUUUAGAGCCCUGUGUUUGCUGAAAGGGAGUGGUUUCCUUUUUUGUAGAUUAUUUAUUUUCACAUAGCAGGGCUGCGAACGGUGUCGUGAUCAGAGUCAACCAGCGAGGUGAUGGAGGCACAGGGAAGGGGUUAGGAGGGGCCACAUUUACUACGCUGAUCCCACCAUGCUAUUUCUUUAUUUUUAAAAAAAGGUGCUUCAGAGUAACAAAAGAAAUGCAAUAAUGUCAAUAUGAAUGCUAAAGCCUUCUACUGCCCUUAAUCUCGAGUCAUGCAAAGCCCAUGCUGGUGCUCACAGCUGAGUAAAUGUGGUCUCUUCAGAGUCAUAAACUGUGGUGACUUCAUAACCUCCUAACUGCCAUAACACCCUGUGGUUUAAUCACCUGUGACCAAAGUGUGUCUCCCAGCUCCCGCCCGGGCCAUGAUUGAGCACUUGGGGCCCCCGGGGCUCGUCUCAUGACAGGAACACGUCUCAAUCGCAGAGAGCUUGUGAAAAGACGGGAGGACAGAAAUAGUACUGGGAGUGGAGCUGCUAACGCUCUUGUGUAUGUCUGUGUAAUAAAAACAAGGUGAUAUUUAAA